Chlamydomonas reinhardtii is the source of this 1784-nucleotide messenger RNA. RefSeq lists its product as uncharacterized. Bases 300 to 1085 code for a protein of 261 amino acids. NCBI's taxonomy places the organism in Eukaryota, Viridiplantae, Chlorophyta, Chlorophyceae, Chlamydomonadales, Chlamydomonadaceae. The transcript is spliced from 6 exons. The record is from RefSeq and is a predicted model, not a curated record.
GCUAAGCGAUAUUACCCGGCCGGGGCCCUGGCAGCCUCGGGCCGCGACCCCAACAAUUCAGUCAACACGUUUGAAUAAGCGUCACGAUUAUGUACAAGCUUUGGAGAGAUGCAGUUCGCGCGAUGAAGUUUGGUGGGCGACGGUCGACGCCAAUCGUGUUUCGCGGACGCCCAGUCGGCAGUCGCCCACGCCCACGGAGCCGAGUACAAAAAGAUCGAGUGCCACUUGUUCUACACAGCAUUCGCAAUCCUUCUUCUGUCCCUGAGCCGUUUGGGCCCACCUCGCGACCCCAACACAAAAUGCUCGCGCACCGCGCCACCGUUUCCAGCCGCGUUGCUGCUCCGUCCUCUCGGAGGGCUGCACUGGUAGUCAAGGCGCAGUCGCUGGACAGCAGCACUGUUGGCACCAAGGUGGAGCGCUGGCUGAAGACGCCCUUCGAUAUCCUCACCUUCGGCCCCCGCGUUGGUGCCGGCGCGUUGCUGUCCGUGCCUGAGCGCCUGCAGACCCUGCAAAGCGAUGUGGAGAAGGCCAUUGAGCUGCUGCAGGACCCUCGGCCGCUGGAGGAGAAGCAGGCUGUGGUCCUGAAGGAGGUGGAGGACACGCUGGUUGAGUUCCUGGAGAAAGGCGCCACCGUGGAGAGCGACGUGCUGGCCAACGUCAAGACCAUCCUGCCGCCCGAGGCCGCCACGCUGCUCAACGAGCUCAUCCCCGAGCCGCCCAACAAGAGCCACGGCCCCAACGUGGUGCCGGUGGAGCCGCUGGACGUCACCGCGGCCCCCGCCGCGCCCGCCGUCACCUACUACCAGGCCGACGUCGUCGCCAACCAGAUCGCCUCGGAGAUGACUGAGAUCAAGAACGCGGUGUCCGGCCUGAAGUCGGCCCUGGACGCGGUGCGCACCAACAUCGACCCCGCCUCCACCAACAUCCUGCGCCUCAACCUGCGCGAGGCGCGCGACCAGCUGUCGCGCCGCGUGGCCGAGGUGUCGCCCGCAACCGAGGCCGACCCCUCCAUCGCCGCAGCCACUCGCGAGGCCCGCAUCCUGCUGGAGGAGGUGGACUCGUCUUUCUUCUCUUCCUCGGCGUAAAGCGUUGGAGCAGCGCGGUCAGCAGGCCCAGGCGGAGUUGCGGCUGCGGGGGCCCGGCCCGCAGCGGGUGCUGGGGUGUGUACAUGCAUGUAGGAGGCUGAGUGGUGUGUGCGUGUGUGAAUGAGAGAGAAAGCGGGUGCAGCAGUGUGUUGUCGCGGUGCGCGUCGUCGCGCCGGUGGGUUUGGGCGCUGCUGGAAUAAAAUGCCCAAGGGUCCAUGGAUUUGGGUCCCUGGUAGUUCAUAUCGUGUUAGCUACUCUUAUCCUAAAAUAUCUUUUGCUUGUGACGUGUGCUGGACAGCUGCUGUCCGGCAGGUGUGUGUGCGUGGACUGAGCAUUGGCUGGCGGGUGCCGUUAGGCUUGGCGGCUUUCCAUAUUCUUGUUUGAUGCGGCCCUUCAUGGGGCCUUGAUACGGUGUGAUUAUUUGCCGAGGUGGCGAAUCGCCUCCCCGGCGGUGCGGAAUGUGGUGGUGGACAGGGCAUGCCUGGACGCUAUGGGACGUGCCCGGUGUGAUGAAUGCGGGUACCUUGCAGCCCCGUAUGUGUCGUGGAGCGCUCAACACGGAACAUGUGGGGUCCAGUGAGGCGCGUGGAGUUGCUCGGCACGUGCAGGACGCGCGCCGGCACGGCGUAAGAUUGCACUCAAUACCGGACUCACGUUGGCCUGACCUUACGGGUCAGCUGCUGUAAACCUGCCGAUCGG